AUGUCGACACAGUCCCCCAACCACCACGAAGACAUCACGAAGACAUCCUCAGUCAACAUGACGACCACAACAACAUCAACCAAGACCAAGGCGGCCGCAAAGGCAGGCACCAAUGCCGCGCCCAAGCAAAAGACACAGAUGCAUCGCCGCUCAAGGACAGGAUGUUACACAUGCAGGUUGAGGAGGAAGAAGUGCGAUGAGGGUUCUCCCAUGUGCACAGCUUGCAAGCAUCUUGGGCUAUGCUGCGAAUACAAGAGGCCAAUGUGGUGGAGCAACAAUGAUGCGCGGAGGAAGCAGAAGGACGAAAUCAAGAUGAUCAUCAAGAGGAAGAAGCUUUCGGAGAAGUCGUCGCACACCAUCCAGACCUCAAUCAACACUCCACCUGGACUCUCGCACUCGCUCCCGACGUCGGCGACCUUUUCAGACCCGCUUGAUCGCAACAGGUCUGCUUCCAUCGACUCGCAUUUUGGCUUCAACUUUAAUAGCCCCCAGCACGGCCAGGAUUUCGCGGCAUUUGCGACACCACAAAUACACGUCAAUGGCGAGUACAUGUUCCCACCCUUCUCUCCCUAUGAGAUCGAUAUGAAGACAGAGCGGCAAAUCUUCAUCAACGAUAUCCCAACCCUUCGCGAAUCGACAGUAUCAACCUUCAGCACAUAUCAGACUCCGCCGCCUCCGGGCACAAUUCUCCCGUCAUUCCCUCUGGAAGGUGAAUGGACCGAGCAGGUGUUUUCGGAGCGGAGGGAGUCGUUGACGGAGGAGACUUUCAAUGCGAACUUCUUUGACUUUGCCUGCGAUCCGGCCAUGGCUUCUUCACAAGUGGCAAUUGAGCUGGAUGACGGCGAUCAGAAGCUCCUCGAUCACUUUGUUCAACACGUUCUCCCAACCAUUUUCCCAAUUUUGGAAUCAAACCAGCAUGGCUCAAUCAGUUCCGAGCUUGUUCUCCCAUCACUGGCCAACAACAAGGGUUACCUGCACUGCUGCUUGAGCAUUGCGGCGCAACACUUCAAGUCUACAAUGGGUAUUCAGAACGAGGAGAUUGACAAUGACAUCAUGCGUCACCGCUAUGCCACCAUCACCUGGCUAUGCGAGGCGCUCAAUCGCGAUGAGAACCACCAGCCAAUUCUCGAUGCGACCCUUGGCUUGAUCUUCUUCCAGUGCAUAGUUGGCCGUCCUGAGGACACUCUUCCCGAUAUUCCCUGGCACCAGCAUUUCCAAGCCGUAGUAUCGCUCGUGCAAAAGCUGGAUCUUGCCGGACUUGUUUCGGAUAUCACCAAGCCACUGGCACAUACACCAUUCAACAUGACGCUUACGUCUUGGAUUGACAUUUUGGGCGCCACGAUGCUAGGCAGCUCCCCCUUGUUCGCGCACACCUACCGUAACAAACAUCUUUCGAUCAACAACCACUCGCUCGGCUUGCGCGAACUGAUGGGCUGUGAGGAUCGCGUUAUGUAUCUCAUUUCGGAGAUUGCUUGCCUUGAGUCGCUGAAGAAUCAAGGCAUGGACGACAUCACACUUUGCCAGCACGUCCGUGGCCUUGGCGACGAAAUCAGCAACACCGAGGUCAACGAGGGUACGCUCGUCGAGCCUUACAACGCCAAUGGGACUCUGAGCCCCAAGCAACUGAGCAAGAACAUCACGGCCGCCUUCCGUCUUGCUGCUCGCAUCUACCUCUGCAGCCUCGUCCCGGGCUUUUACCCUGCUCAGCCCAGCUGCAUGGGUCUCGUCGAGAAGCUCACCGCGGUUCUCCAGCUGAUCCCCUCGGGUGUCAACGGGUACGACCGCUCACUCACCUGGGUCUACCUGAUCGGUGGAUCCGUCAGCGUGCCCGGCUCAUCUUUCCGCGACUUCUUCGAGAACCGCGUCGCCCAGCUCGGCGACGUAGCCAACUCGGGCAGCUUCGGCCGCAUGACCGUCCUCCUUCGCGAGGUCUGGCUUCAGUAUGAGGCGAUCCUCGCGGCGGCGGAGGCGGCCGCGGGCACUUCUUCUUUAUCUUCUGAGACCCCACAACAACAGCAGCAAGUCAACGCACAUUACGUCCGCUGGCGGGAGGUUAUGCAGAUCAAGGGAUGGGAUUACUUGCUUAUCUAA
Molecule: messenger RNA, 2091 nt
Organism: Neurospora tetrasperma FGSC 2508
Lineage: Eukaryota; Fungi; Ascomycota; Sordariomycetes; Sordariales; Sordariaceae
Product: transcriptional regulatory protein pro-1
Exons: 2
Coding region: 1-2091 (696 amino acids)
Biological process (GO): positive regulation of transcription by RNA polymerase II
Cellular component (GO): nucleus
Molecular function (GO): zinc ion binding; DNA-binding transcription factor activity, RNA polymerase II-specific; transcription cis-regulatory region binding
Source: RefSeq, a predicted model, not a curated record